Molecule: messenger RNA, 3533 nt
Organism: Linum trigynum
Lineage: Eukaryota; Viridiplantae; Streptophyta; Magnoliopsida; Malpighiales; Linaceae
Source: the annotation of a GenBank genome assembly
UUUUCAUAUGCCUUUAGCAGGAGGAAGAUGGUGUUAUAGUUGUGUAACUAAUGCUUUGGAGUGGUGGCUCCAGUAUUGUUUUUUUCUCUGUUGCUGUCUGAGUCUCAUUUUUACUGCAUAAUUGCUGAAACUGGUAGGUACGGGUUUGGUUGGAGAGGUGGAAGAUGGUAUGCAAAUAGGAAGUUCAGGCAGGAGCAGAUGAAGUUGAUGGGCCAGAUAACUCCUCGGAAAUGGGAGUUAAUGGGGAAGAUCAAAUCGAGAGGAUUGGGAUUGCAAGCCUUGAGAAGAGGACUAUCGAGAUCCAGAAGUUCAGACAUGGCAACUAAACCACAUGACAAAAGGCCCUGAAGGAUGUACCAUCGGUGUCACAGGGUUCUUGUAAACCCCAUCGAUCUUGCUAGUUUGUAAGAAACAGCUACUCUGUCGCUCCAUUGUCCAGUAGUAGGAUGAAAAUUGCAGGCAUUGUGUAGAUCAUCUGCUGUACUGCCCAAGUUUUCCAAAGCAAUAUAUAGCUUAGCCAUUGUUUCCCCAUGCUCCUUCUAUUUCUGCUAUUGGCUAAAACUCUUUUAUGGAAUAUAUGUUUUCUGAAUGUUAUUAAGAACCCUUAUGUGAAGAACAAAGUGUUGAGCGAAGCAUCCUUAGAAUCUACCAUGAAUACAUGAUGAAACUUGUUUUUGUUGUCUCGUAGACAAUAUUGCAGCAACUUGACCAUGAACAAGGCACGUGCUUUUUAAACAUGUUUCAUGCUUAAUGUUGGAGGGGAAUGCAUUAGUCUCAUAGAAAACAACAGCUUGAAGUGGAAAGGUGAACGGGUUGAAAAGACAUGAUUUCUACUUCCAUUUGGCCUCCAGCUUAUGGUGGGUUCAAUGGUUCCCCGAGCUAUUUGACAAGAGCAAUCGGUGAAACUGAGAAGGCAUCUCAUUGGAAUUUGGAGAGAAGUGGGAAUUUCUCGGCAGUUGCAGCUGGCCAUGGAGUUUGCAGAUCAGUGGCUGAGCCACAAGGAUAUAGCUGUUCAGAACACAAGGUGACUACAAAAGAUGGUUACAUCCUUAGCAUGCAGAGACUUGCUAGCAUGUCUGGUAGCCGUUCCAGAAAGCCUGUUCUUCUACAACAUGGACUGUUCAUGGAUGGAAUGACAUGGUUUCUACUACCUCCGGGCCAGAAUCUGGCAUUCCUCUUGGCAGAUAACGGCUAUGAUGUCUGGAUCAUCCAUGGCCGUGGGUCCAAGUACAGCCGAGGCCAUGUAUCUUAUGAUUUAGAUGACAGAGCUUAUUGGGAUUGGUCAUGGGACGAAUUGGCAGCACUGGAUCUUCCUGCCACGGUUGAUUAUAUCUAUAACCAGACAAAACAGAAGAUGCACUUUGUUGGCCACUCCCAGGGAAAUUUGAUAGCUCUUGCAGCUGUUUCAAAAGGCUAUCUUGUCAACAAGUUGACUUCAGUUACUUUGCUUUGUCCCAUUGCUUACAUGCAUCACAUGUCAUCACUCCUCAUGAGAGGAUCUAUCGAUCUCUUCUUUGCCGAGGGAUUUUAUUGGUUGAAAAUUAAGGAAUUUGAUCCAAAUGGGGGUCCUGCUCAGAAGUUUCUUGAGAAAAUGUGCAAGCUGCCAUUUGCCGGUUGCAACAGCUUGAUGACUGCAUUGUCAGGGAAGAACUGUUGUCUGAAACCUUCUGCAAUGGAUUCUUUCCUGGAAAAUGAGCCUCAACCAACAUCUACAAAGAACUUGCUCCAUCUUUCUCAGAUGGUGAGACGAGGGACAAUAGCUAUGUAUGAUUACGACAAUGAGGAUAAAAAUGUGAAGCGUUAUGGGCAGCCUACUCCUCCAGUGUAUGACAUGACCCAAAUUCCAAAGGACUUGCCUCUAUAUCUCACUUAUGGAAGCACAGAUGCCAUUACUUCUGCUAAAGACGUGCAGAUCUUGCUGAGAAGCUUGAAGGAUCACAUGGGAGGCAAACUUGUGUCGCAGUUCGUAGACAACUAUGCUCAUGCAGACUAUGUCAUGGCUGAUAAUGCUAGGGAAAAGGUUUAUGAACCUCUGCUGGGUUUUCUUAAAAUGUAUAAUUGAAAGGUGAAGAACUUAAGGUCCAUUUGUUAAGUCUUUGGAUUGCUUAUUUAUCUUGUGUGGUCAUUACACUUCUGUUGUAUUUCAUUAAUUGUAACACCAAUAUAAUAAAAGGAAACUUUACUUAUCUAUUGUCAAUCCGGUUCAGCCCGUUUAUCCGUCCGAGUAAGUGUAUUGAGAGUUAAUGUUGCGAUCGAUUUAGUUUCGUUUAGCCCAUAUAUAUGUAAAAACUAAAAGUCAUUAUAUUGUUAAUAUAUUUAUAAAAUAUAUCAAAUCUCAUCUAAAUAUGAGUAACGAUUAACUGUUGGUAUAUAAAAACCUUAGUUUAGGGUUUACUAUUCAUUAAGCGAUUUUUUUUAUAUUCUUUCAAACUUUAGGAUCUAUUUUCAUUUGUUCCAAAAACUCCCAUCCCUUUCAGAAGAAUUCUCCAUCACCAUUCAAUUGUUGACCAAUUAUGCACUACCCGAAGGCAAUCCAAAAAUUCACAUAUAUUGACCGAUCACGUGUAUUUCGACCAUGUAUAUUCUGACGAUUUGUUUUUCAUUUUCGAAUUCCCAUCGAUUGACAAUUUGUUUUUAAUUUUCCACUUUUCAACUCUAGGAUGGCUAAUCAUGCAUAUUUCGAUUAUGUAUAUUCCUUCAACUCUAGGAUGGCUAAUCAUGCAUAUUUCGAUUAUGUAUAUUCCGACUAUACAUUUUUCAUUUUUGAAAUGGUACAUAAAAGUCUUGAUUUAGGGUUUCAUUAAUUGUUUUUAUUUCUUUCAAACUUUAUACCAAAAAACUCUCAUCCUUUUCAUUUGUUGACCAAUUAUCCACUACGUGGAGAAGAUCAAGGAAUUCCAAGACAUUGACCUAUCACGCGCAUUUUGAUCACGUAUUAACGAUUUGUUUUUCAUUUUCGAACUCAUAUUGAUUGAAAAACUAUUAUUAUUAUUAUUAUUUUUCUAGUUUUCAACUCGAGGGUUGCUAAUCACGCGCAUUUCGAUCAUGUGUAUUCCGGCGAUGCAUUUUUCAUUUAAAAUUUCACUAAGUUUUUUUGAUUUCCUGAAAACUUUAAGGAUAAUUUCAUUUAGUCAACAAUCUUUGUUAGUUCGUCGGCUAUUCAUUGGCAGCAUGCGAGGUGGAGCAUGGUUUCGGUUGAGCCGUUUUGGAGGAAGUUCGUCAGCUAUCUAUAUCUUUUGUCUCGUUUUGUUGUAAUUAUACUCCAUGUUGGUUUAAUAGAGCAGUCCAUUUAGUGGCACAUCGUCAUUUCAUCGGUAAUUCGGCUAUUUGGCGACUGUUCCGUCUAAUUACCUUAUAUCAUUCUUACGCUAUCUUUGGGCAAAGAAAACAAAAUCUUUGUUAGUUUUGUGGCUAUUCAAUUUGAGACCGGUUGAUCAAGCUUAUUCCAUUAAUGCAGUUUUCAUUUUCAAAUCCUUAUCGGUUGAUAAUUUUUGUGAAUUUUUCAACUAUUUAAAUAAAUUUGUUAUUUUUAC